Molecule: messenger RNA, 3368 nt
Organism: Ooceraea biroi (clonal raider ant)
Lineage: Eukaryota; Metazoa; Arthropoda; Insecta; Hymenoptera; Formicidae
Product: zinc finger protein 665
Biological process (GO): regulation of transcription by RNA polymerase II
Cellular component (GO): nucleus
Molecular function (GO): RNA polymerase II cis-regulatory region sequence-specific DNA binding; zinc ion binding; DNA-binding transcription factor activity, RNA polymerase II-specific
Source: RefSeq, a predicted model, not a curated record
CCGAUCCUGUGAAAGCGUCCACGCGAAUUUGGCGUUCGCGGCCCUUCGUGGGAGAGGGCAAGAAAACCACGGAGCGAGAGAGAGAGAGAGAGGAAAAAGAAGAAAGAGAGAAAAUAGAGGCUCGUUGCUCGAACGCGCAUCGGUUCCCGAUGGAGAUCCACGGCGAUAUGUUGAUCCCGGCGAGUCACGACGUCAGCCUGUGCCGCGUGUGUCUGUCCAUGGAUCACGACAAUCAGUGCAUUUUUCGUAAAGACUGGAAUAAUCCGAGUGACACCUUCAUGCUGUCGGAGAAGCUGCAACUGUGCAGUGGUGUGGAGGUUCUGCAGGAUGAUGGUUUGCCCACAAGCAUCUGUACCAGAUGUAUGAUCAAAGUCAACGUUGCCUAUGAACUGCGACAACAGUGUCAGAGAUCAGACAUGGAGCUCAGAAGGCUGUACGGGAAAGCGUUGAAGAAGUAUAUUGUCACCGACAGUGUUCCCGUGAAGGAUCAAUCUUGUCAAACCGACCUAUUUUUUACCUCGAAUACAAUCAAAUCGGAGCACAAUGCUGAGUUGAGUGUAAACGACGAGAUCGAUGUACACAAAAGUAGCUAUGCAACAGAAUCAAAAGGAGUCAUGAGACGUGAGCAAGUUUUAAAUGUCCCGAGCGAAAUCAAUCAUGUAGAGGAUAUCCCAAUAGAUGAUGAACUGGAUAUGGACUGUGUUAGUAAGUCUAAGCAAGUAGGAUACGAGAAAGCAACUAAAAAGGAAGCUUGCCGGACGAGAAGAUUUACUAUGUUCAAAAGAGUCACAUCUAUGGAGAACUUGAAAAAUUAUAAGGAGAGGCAGCGAAGGUAUAUCAAAAAGAGCGUCAAACGCGACGCCAGCGAUAGCGAGUGCCACACAAGAACGAGGAAUGCCCACAGUAGAACGGAUGAAACGUCCGAGUACGAAUUACAGUAUAAAUGUUCGAAAUGUGAUAGAUUAUAUUCCAGUAAGAAGUCUUUAGAUAGACACACGCUGACUCAUAAUGAGAAAAAGUUCAAAUGCGAUGACUGUGAUAAGGAAUUUUUCUGCCUGGAUAAACUACUCAAGCACGUUAAUUUGCACAAAACGAAGGAGAAGCCAAAGCCGGUGUCGUGCAGGAUAUGCAACAAGAGCUUCAGGAAGACCGACACCAUGGUCAGACACCUGAACGUACACAAAAAGGUGAAUCCCAAGGAAGUUUUCUGUAUACUGAAAGAGAUACGGGACAAGAGAAAAUCCGAGAAUAUUCUGGAAUCUUCUGACGAAUCUCACAAUAUGUUGUUAACCGGCAAGGACGAGGAAACGACGAAUGACGAGAAGUCACAAAGUGAGAACGACGGCACGACGAGGGAACUGAGGAAACGUAGCGUAAGAGCGGAGCAGAGGAGCUCGGAUCUGUUGAACAGCGAUUCCAGCGACGACAGAUUCGAGCCCUCGUGCGACGCGUCGUUCUAUCACUGCGAGCACUGCAGCAAGCGUUAUUCCACCGAGAGAGCUCUCCAACGUCAUCUGUUGGUACACGAUGAGAAGAAAUACGUCUGCAACGUUUGCAACAUGAAGUUUUUCCGGCCGGAUAGACUUAAAAGCCACAAGGAUAGGUACGGCCACGACGAGAGCAAGGUAUGCUCAGAACCGCAGAAACCGCCUGACGACAAGUCGGCCAUCAAGCUGAUAAACAGCUGGAUAAGGGAGGAGUUGGACUCGGACAACGAGGGCAAGGGUUUUCCUUGUAAGCUCUGCGGCAAGUCGUACGACACGAAGAAGUCCCUGGUGAAGCAUCAGGUGAACGCGCACGAGACGAAGCGGGAUCCGUACUGCGCGAGCAGCAAGGACCAUCUGGAAAGAGGCGGCCCGGAGAAGUCGAAGCCGUACACGUGCGAGGAGUGCAACAAGUCGUUCGAAAAGGAGAUCAAGUUACAGCGGCACCUCCGUAUCCACGAGCGUGCCAAGGAGCAGCAGGACGCGAACUUCAAGCGCUUCCUCUGCCACAUAUGUAGCAAAACGUUCCGCCAGAACACCGGGCUGAUGUUCCACAUGCGCACGCACACCGGCUACAAGCCGCACGUGUGCAAGUACUGCGGCCGCGGCUUCACGUCCAACUCGAACUGCAUCAAUCACGAGCGGACCCACACGGGCGACCGGCCGUUCGUUUGCCAGUACUGCAGCGCGGCCUUCGCCAAGUCUUGCACCCUCAAGGCACACAUCACCACGCACACCGGCGAGGCGAAUUAUCACUGCAAAACCUGCGGCAAGUCGUUCCGCCGGCUGAAAUACCUCAAGGAGCACCGUUUCACGCACACCGGCGAGAAGCCGUACGCGUGCAAGAUAUGCGGCACCGCGUACAGCCAUUCCGGCAGUCUGUUCGUGCACGAGAAGAAGUGCAAGGCGCAGUACAACAAUUAUCAGCCGAGCGUGGCGCAAAACGCGCAACAGGCCGCCUACGGUCAGUCGGCCGCUCAGAUCGUCGCCGGCGGCGUUUCCGCGGCAUCCCCCUCGGUCAUCACGCCCAUCAUCAAUACGUUGCCGCAGGCGCAGCUGAGCGUAGUCAAUAGUACUCUGAACGUGCAGACGGGCAAGAAUUACGUGGACAACGUUCAACGGACGAGUGCGGCGCACACGGCGAGCACCGCAGUCGUCUCGUCGAGCCUGCACUCGAGUGCUGAUAUUCCCGAAAUGAAUACCCCCGUCAAGAAUUUCGCCAUUAUUGGGCAGAUGUUUCACAUGUAGUGGCAUGAGAUGUAUGUAAGCGAAAAGUGUGCAGGCAAGCGCGCGUCUCUCAAAAGACUUCACUGUGAUAAACGUCUCUUUUUCUACUGAUAGGCAAGGCGUAUUUUAUACUUUGAAUGUAACUGCUUAUUCUUUUGUAAUUUGCGUUAAUUUAGAUUUGUAUGUUAUAUAACGUUUUGUAUAUACGAAAUGUUCAGUAUAAUGUAUACUGUAUAUUACGAAUACGGGAAAGUUGAGAUGUAGUACGUACAUUUUAUAUUUCGCACGCGGAUUUUAUUAGAAAUUUAUACCGUGCAGAAAUUCUAAUGUAGAGUUUCUAUCAAUGCUGUAUGUCGAGAUUACGUAAAGAAUUUUGUGACAGCACGUGUACAUAUAACAUUGCAUAUUUGAUAUUUUAAUUGAAUUGUUAUUAUUGUACAUACGUACGUAUGUAUUGUAUAUAUAUACAAUUGUACGUGUAAUUGUGUUACGCGGAUCACUCGUCUGUUAAAUAAGGUCGUGUCAGUCACAAUCUCAAGUUCUUACGAGUUUUAUCACAUUGCGAAAAUAACAAUUUUUUAUCAGGAGUGAUGACACAUGAAAUGACUUGCGUGUUCACAACUUAUUUGAGCAAAUAAAAAUUUUGCACUCGUACAA